AUGUCUAUAGAAAAUCCAUUAAAUUCACAAAGUAAAAGUACACGUUCAACAUUAUUACCAAAUAUUCCUAAACCUGAUAAUUAUUUAUUAAAUAUUGUAGAUGAAUUAAAUUUCACUGUUUUUCGUUCAAUAAAUAAUGAUGGUUUAAUUUAUCCACUUAAAAUGACUAUUGAUCAAGUAAAUAUAAUGAAAACUUGGUUAUUACAACGUGCAACAUGUACUAUGGAAUAUAUAUGGGAAGAUUUAGGACCAUUAUUUUGGCCUAGAUGGAUUAAACGUGGUGUUUGUGUGAAUACGCAGUCUUGUUCUUGGCCACCUGGUAUGCGUUGUCGUUCAAGUGGUUCACGAUCAUUGAAAUUAUUAAGAUGGGUUUGUAUAAAUGGUUCAGGUAAAGAAGCAUCAAAUAGACGAAGAAGAGAAUUCCAAACAAACUAUUUAAAUCAUCAUAAUAGAGAUACAAAUUCACAUCAAACAUAUGUGGAUGAACGUAGAUCAAAACGUGUAAGACGUUUAAUACGUAAACUAAGUUUAACAGCUAAUGGUUAUCAUUGUGAAUGGAAUCGUCAUGAAUAUAUGGUUAGUGAUCAUUGUACAUGUGGAUGUGAACAAUCAUCAAUGAAUUCUAAUUGA
This is a messenger RNA of Schistosoma mattheei, 630 nucleotides long. The record is from the annotation of a GenBank genome assembly. NCBI's taxonomy places the organism in Eukaryota, Metazoa, Platyhelminthes, Trematoda, Strigeidida, Schistosomatidae.